Molecule: messenger RNA, 432 nt
Organism: Arabis nemorensis
Lineage: Eukaryota; Viridiplantae; Streptophyta; Magnoliopsida; Brassicales; Brassicaceae
Source: the annotation of a GenBank genome assembly
AUGUUCACGUGGCUAAUAAAGGAUUUCAAGUCUUUGCAAGACCGAAGAAUUCAAUCUCAGGAAUUCGACGCCGGUGGCUGCAGAUGGUGUUUACUAGUUUAUCCCAAUGGGAAAGAAGGAAGGAAUAGCGUGUCUCUGUAUCUGCUUGUUGUUGGUUAUAAAGACUUGCCUCCUGGAUGGAAGAUAACCGCAAAGUUUUCCCUUCGCAUUGUAAACAAUUUUUCAGAAAGUCUCUCGGAACAAGGAACUGAAGAAACAUGGUUUAAUAGGGACUAUCCUGCAUGUGGUAGAAAUAACUGGUUGCACCGUAGCAAACUUAAUAAUGGUUUUUUGGUGAACGGUGACCUCAAGAUUGUUGCAGAAGUAGAGGUUCUCCACAAAUCUGGUGUGGAGACUCAUGAGGAGAUGGAAGAUUUAGAUUAUCAGUUGUAA